Molecule: messenger RNA, 428 nt
Organism: Tribolium castaneum (red flour beetle)
Lineage: Eukaryota; Metazoa; Arthropoda; Insecta; Coleoptera; Tenebrionidae
Gene: ND-MLRQ
Product: NADH dehydrogenase (ubiquinone) MLRQ subunit
Exons: 3
Coding region: 120-362 (80 amino acids)
Source: RefSeq, a predicted model, not a curated record
CUUGUGUAACCAAAAUUAUUCAUCGAUUGAGGGAAGUACUGCGUAUAUUUUGACACUUUUGCCAUUGACAGUGAAGUGAAGAGUUUAUUUGUUGCAAGUUUUCCAACAAUUAGGUAACCAUGCAGGGAAUGUCACUUCAGAGCCUCAAAAAGCACAAAGCUUUGAUCCCUCUGUAUGUGUGCGUCGGCUUGGGCUGCCUGGGGGCUAUUGGGUACACUGCCCGACUUGCCCUCCGCAACCCCGACGUCCAGUGGAACCGCAGCGGUGAUAUCUCCAACGAGGAAUUUAGAAACAAGCAAUAUAAGUUCUACUCCCCCAACAUUGAUUACUCCAAACUGGAGUCGCCCGCGCCCAAAUACUAGAGGAUUGAAUGGAAAUAGUCGUGUUAGAUCAAUGUGAUUUUAAUUUCAAAUAAAUUAUUGUUAAUA